UCUUACAUAAGUGGAAAAAACAUGCUUCCUGUUAAUUCUGUACAUAAAAAAUAGUCUAGAAGAAAUAAAUACUUGGAAGUUCAUUGGUUAAACUGUAAGGACCUCAUGACUAACUAAAGCUCUCAGGCUUACUGUAACGGGAGAAAGUUCAUUGCUGUCCGUACUUCAUGUAGCUUUUUUUAUGUCUCCUUUCAAUUCACUUUAUAUCAGGAAAAUGUGCCAAGCCUUUCAGAGACUGAGAAAAAUCAUUACUGUGGAGCCAGUUGUUUUUUUUUAUAUGACCGGAGCAUUUCUCCUACUACCAGCUGUUCAGCAGCUAAUAUUAGCAAAGGUUUGCCAGGAAUUAUAUAAUGAAGAUAUCUGCAGUCAAAUUGGAAAUCAUGUUGAAGAAAAUCAAGUGAUUCAGAGCAAAUCAUCCUAUAUCUUGCUUGCUUUCUCUGCAGUUAUGAGCCUUGUAUCAAUACCUCCAUCUCUUCUUCUUGGCUCUUGGUCUGACCGGGAAGGUCGAAAAUUAGGAAUGAUUCUACCAAGCAUUUGUUCUAUGGUGACCGGAGGAAUUUUAAUAACUGUCACAAAAGUGCAACAGCUUAAUGUUUACUGGACUAUUUUGACAGCUUUUACAAUUGGUGUAUCGGGUGGGCACGUGGCAAUAUUUUUAAGUGCUUUCAGUUAUUUAUCUGAUGUUUCAGACACUGACCGGCUUACACUGCGCAUUGCAAUUGCAGAGUCAAUGGUUUUCGUUGGUGGAACAGCUGGAUUUCUUUUAAGUGGAAUUCUGAUAGAGCAUUUUAGUUUCACACAUGUGUUUGCAACAUACUGUUUCUGCCAUUUCCUGUCUGUGUUUUAUGUACUGCUUUGGCUACAAAAUCCAACAUCAGUGGACAGGAGAAUAAAUAUUCUGAAUGAAGUACAACAUCAAGAACGAAUCAUUCAAAAAUUAUCGAUUUGCACAUAUGUUAAAAUGUCAUUUGGUUCAGUUCUGAAAAAAAGACGUUUACAAGAUAGGCUGAAACUUCAUCUACUAAUCCUUUGUACAUUUUUGCUGAAUGUUUGCAGUAUUGGUGAACAGAAUGUCACACUUCUAUUUCUGAUGUAUCCCCCAAGGAAUUUUAGCAGUCUGUUAUAUGGAGGAUUCACCUCAGCCAAAAUGUUGCUUUCAGGCUUCUGUUUGUUUGGACUCUUCCCAAUCCUUCUUCACUUUGUUGGAGAGAUGACACUUGCCAAAGUGGGUACCAUCAUGAGAGCGGCAUCUUUAAUUCUAAUGGCCUUUUCCAGUAACACUUGGAUGGUAUUUCUAGCUGCAGGAAUUGGAGCAGUUUCUGGGUUUACACAAGCAGUAGUUCGCUCUGUGUCAUCAAGGGUUGUUGAACCCAGUGAGCAAGGGGCAAUGUUUUCCAUUAUGGCAUCAGUGGAGGCUACAUGUAUCAUCAUCGCAGCGGGAAUUUUCAACACCCUUUAUCCAGUAACGCUGACAAAUAUUCCCGGCAUGUCAUUUCUUGUCAUGGCCGCUUUUAUCAUCAUUACAUUUAUCCUUGUCCAGUGGAUCAGUGAGAUGCCUGUUACUCAGCAGCCUCUUUUAAUCGUUGAAGAAUAAUAUUUUUAUUAUUAAGUUAUCUACACAAUGGUCAAAAUGAACUGGCUUUGAAAAAAAACUGAAUAAAGAAAACUUAAUAAUCAAUUUUAAAUGGAAAGCAUGCUUAUUUACCCGAAGAAGUAACUUAUGCAGUUAACUUUGGGAAGCAUUUUAUCAUGUUUACAUUAAAGUACUGCAAUCUAUUAAAACAAUUGUAGGAAAACGUAUGUGUGUUAGUAUGUUUAAUAUAAUAUUAUUCUUAAUAAAAUAAUGAAUUAAUAUAAGUUAAAAAAACAAACCAAUAUAGA
This is a messenger RNA of Erpetoichthys calabaricus (reedfish), 1881 nucleotides long. RefSeq lists its product as uncharacterized. Gene Ontology annotation, biological process: transmembrane transport. Gene Ontology annotation, molecular function: transmembrane transporter activity. Gene Ontology annotation, cellular component: membrane. The record is from RefSeq and is a predicted model, not a curated record. The transcript is spliced from 7 exons. Bases 182 to 1594 code for a protein of 470 amino acids. Lineage: Eukaryota; Metazoa; Chordata; Cladistia; Polypteriformes; Polypteridae.